Symsagittifera roscoffensis is the source of this 1322-nucleotide messenger RNA. Its product is annotated as cdc42 homolog. The transcript has 7 exons. Gene Ontology annotation, biological process: small GTPase-mediated signal transduction. NCBI's taxonomy places the organism in Eukaryota, Metazoa, Xenacoelomorpha, Acoela, Convolutidae. Bases 494 to 1225 code for a protein of 243 amino acids. Gene Ontology annotation, molecular function: GTP binding; GTPase activity. The record is from RefSeq and is a predicted model, not a curated record.
UUCAACUUUUAUUCGCUCUAACACCAAAUAGCUGUGAAAAUUCAUACCACAACGUAAAAUUUGACCAUACCUUUGUAUCAGAAAAGAUGUUUUACUUUUACAUAACAGUUUACCAUCACCGCAAAACGUCAUCAUUUUCAUGAUUAUGCAAAUUUAGCAGAUUGUUUCGAGCUUUAUACGUUUUCAAAUUGUGACUGAAUUUGAUCCGCAAAAUACUGAAUAGCCUUUUGUAAUUGGCGGCACUUUCAAUUUUGAUUAAAUUAAAAUACUUUUUGAGAAACAAUACAAACAUUGAUAUUGUGAUGCUGAAGCUUGGGCAAAUAAAAGCAAGGUUAACUUAUUAUUUUGUUGCCCAAGGAUAAAAUGUAAAGUUCGAUUCAAGUUGUUAACUUAUUCAAUUGAAAACAUUCACAUUGUUUUAUUUUUUCAUAUAUUUAGUGUUUGCAAAAGCUAUAGGACUUGAUUUAAUUUUGACAUAAAAAUAGCCGACAAAAUGCUCGCGGAUGUAUUCAAGUGUGUUGUGGUCGGGGACGGAAUGGUGGGCAAAACUUCAAUGCUGUAUUCAUACACGGAAAACAAAGUACCAAAAGACUACAUCCCGACAGUCUUCGACAACCACUUGGCCAAACUAUUUUACCAGGGGCUGCCAUACGGCUUGCAAUUGUGGGACACUGCCGGCCAGGAAGACUACGACAGACUACGGCCACUUUCAUAUCCUCAAACAGACAUCUUCCUUGUCUGCUUCUCAAUAGAAAAGAUGGACUCAUACCAAAAUGUGAAAACAAAGUGGGCACCUGAGCUUAGAUCACACGACUUGCGAGUGCCGCUGAUUCUAGUGGGCACUAAGUGUGACCUCAGAUGCACAUACAAGGUGGAUCAGAUGAUCCAGAAUUCCGGCACUCAUUCCAGACACUCCUCCAGAGACAUACAGAAGAGCAGAGGAAAAGUCAAAAACAACAACAUCAACAGCACUGUUGCAGUAUUACACCCCAAAAUGGGUAUCAAACUGGCGAAGAAAAUUAAAGCAGAAAUGUAUAUCGAGUGCUCUGCCAUGACCCAGCAAAAUCUAUCCAUUGUCUUCGAGUCAGCUCUCAAAAUCUGUCUAAGAAAAAGAAACGGAGGAGUCAAAUUCAGAUCUCGCAGCGAAAGUCAGAGAAAGCAACGACCUGAAAGCAUAUUGGCAACAAGACCCUCAGAUAAGUCAUCCAAAUGUAGUAUUAUGUGACUCUGUCUGCAGUCGGAACUGUUUGAAAUUUAGUUGUUUAAUUUAUUUAUUUUUGUAUAAGUGAAUUGGUUGUGCUAAUUAACAUUAAUAAUUUGAA